AUGUGGCUAUACGUGGUGGCAGCGGCUUUGGUGGCGGCAGCAGCGGUGUACGCCAUCGUGGUGCUCUUUUCCCAUACUCCGCGACGCCCGUUCCCUGAGGAGGAAACCUACGAGACCAACGACGGCCAGGGGCGGGUCCACCCGCUCCCGCCACGCGCCCAGCCAGGGGACGCUAAAUCGACGCUGGCGGGCGAUGUCGAGCUUUCGGUGGUGAUCCCCUGCUAUAACGAGAUCGACCGGCUCGGGGCGAUGCUUGACGAGUGUGUCCCGUGGCUCCAGCACCACCCACGCGGGUUUGAAGUGGUGAUUGUCGACGACGGGCUGAGCGACGGCACCGGCGCCUAUGCCCUUGAAAAAGCUACUGAAUUGAAGCUUAAACCGGGACAAAUGCGGGUGGUCACCCUUACUAAGAACCGGGGUAAAGGCGGUGCCGUCACCCACGGUAUGCUCCAUGCUCGCGGCGAUUAUGUGUUAUUUGCCGAUGCCGACGGUGCUACUCAGUUUAAAGAUGCGGAAAAGCUUCUUCAGUGGUUAAGAGAUCAGCCCAGCCACCGGGGGGCAGUGGCGGUGGGGCUGCGGGCCCACAUGGUCAACACCGACGCCGUGGUGAAACGGCUGUUCAUCCGCAACUUCUUGAUGUACGGCCUCCACACGUUGGUGUACGUGUUUGGCAUUCGUGACGUCAAAGACACCCAGUGUGGGUUCAAAAUGUUUAACCGGAAAGCGGUGACGGAGAUCUUUCCUCACAUGCACACCGAGCGGUGGAUCUUUGACGUCGAAGUGCUUAUAUUAGCCGAGCGCCAGCAGAUGCCGGUGGAGGAGAUUGCCGUUACCUGGCACGAGAUUAGCGGGCUGAAGGUCGAUCUUGCCCGCGACCUGAUCAACAUGGCCAUCGACCUCGUGGUGACGCGGUUAGCGUACUUGUUGGGGGUGUACACCAUACGUGACGCCAAGAAGGACUUAUAG
Diutina rugosa is the source of this 966-nucleotide messenger RNA. It is a transcript of the gene ALG5, whose product is annotated as dolichyl-phosphate beta-glucosyltransferase. The record is from RefSeq and is a predicted model, not a curated record. The transcript has a single exon. Gene Ontology annotation, cellular component: endoplasmic reticulum membrane. Bases 1 to 966 code for a protein of 321 amino acids. NCBI's taxonomy places the organism in Eukaryota, Fungi, Ascomycota, Pichiomycetes, Serinales, Debaryomycetaceae.